Molecule: messenger RNA, 1210 nt
Organism: Aureobasidium subglaciale EXF-2481
Lineage: Eukaryota; Fungi; Ascomycota; Dothideomycetes; Dothideales; Saccotheciaceae
Exons: 1
Coding region: 72-1085 (337 amino acids)
Molecular function (GO): dTDP-glucose 4,6-dehydratase activity
Source: RefSeq, a predicted model, not a curated record
UCCAUUGGGCAUCCAACAAAAGGUCACAUCUUUGACGCUCUACUCCGUGAUUAAAGAGUGUCUCACAGAGUAUGGCCGCACCAGAUGUCCUGGUCACAGGAGCCUGUGGACAUCUCGGCUACGCGCUGAUGCGUUCGCUUCCAGACUACGGCUACAGCCCCAUUGGAGUAGACAUACUUCCAUCAAGCGGCGAACAGCACCAUACAAUUACCGGCUCAAUCUCAGACUCGGAGUUUUGCAAAGAUAUCUUCCAGACAUAUCCAAGUCUUCGAUAUGUAUUGCACACAGCCACUCUGCACAAACCUCACGUCGGUUCUCAUUCAAAGACUGACUUCAUCGACACGAACAUUCGCGGUACCUUGAAUUUGUUGGAAGCUGCAUCUAGCAAAUCACCUCAGAUAGAGGCUUUCAUCUUUACAAGCACAACGUCGACUUUUGGCAAGGCUCUUGCACCGAAGAAGGGCGAGCCAGCAGCAUGGAUCGACGAACAAGUGACUCCGGUCCCAAAGAAUAUCUACGGCACGACCAAGGUGGCUGCCGAAGACUUGUGUCAGCUCAUACAGGCAGAAACGAGGAUGCCUACGAUCGUCCUACGCACGUCGCGGUUCUUUCCUGAAGAAGACGACAAUGAUGCAGCUAGGGAGGAGUUUGAGGAUGACAAUCUCAAGGUGUGCGAGCUACUGUAUCGUCGUGUGGACAUUCAGGAUGUGGUAACGGCGCAUGUUUGUGCCAUGUGCGAAGCCAGGAAGAUUGGUUGGGCAAAGUACAUCAUUAGUGCUCCGCCGCCCUUUACGAAUAGUCCAUCGCUUUUGAAGCAAUUGGACACCGAUGCUGCUGAGGCUAUCCAGCGGGCGCGUCCAGAAGAAGUCGAGAUUCUGCUUGAACGUGGAUGGAAAUUGCCUCGACGAUUGGACCGAGUCUAUGAUCCUAGUAAGGCGAUGAAUGAGUUGAAUUGGAUGCCAAUGUACACAUUCGAGCGAGCUCUUGCUCAGAUCAAGGACGGCCGAGAAUGGCGGAGUCCUUUGACUCUGCAGACAGGAAAGCGUGGUUAUCAUGCAACUCCCACGGGGGUCUAUACAAGAUAGAGUAAAUCACUACACUCACAUGCAUGACACGGUGCUGUCGAUGCGCCCUUCAAUAUCUCCUGGAGAAAGUUUCUUUUGACUUAUAGUGUUAUGGAUCCCGCACCGUGCCGCUCGAAUACUGGUAU